ACGUCACGACGGUGUCGCGGAUAUUUAAUGUCACGUUGUUUUUUCGUGUCGCGUGGGAUUCUUCAGUAGAGUCGAUACAUGAAUUAGUUCUGUAAUAUAGAUUUAUUUUCUGGUAAGGGAUAUAAUGGAAAAGACUGCGCAACAAGACCUCGUCUUUUUGGAGCUCAGACAGAAACUGCAGAGCGGCCUCUUGUUCAUCCGCAGUGACGCAGUCAGGGAUGAUGCAGAUGUGAGGGUGGAGGGUAAAGCAGACUCGCUCCUGAGCGUCCAGACCCCUGCCAGGAGCUACGAGGUGCAUCUGCCGUCUGCUGUGCGUCUGGAGGAGACGUGGAGUCAGAGGAGUCCAGAACAAACUCAGCACGAGUCCCAGUUCAGACUGAGGCUCAGGGUGGAGCGCCUCACAGAAGCUCCGUGCAGUGUGAUUGGACAGCUGCGGGUCGCUGAGACGUACUCCUUCCUGUGCCAGUCUUGUGGCUCCAUGGUGCUUCAAGACAGGGCUUUUGGGCGAGUGCUUCCUCUGCCCAAUGGAAACUGGAAUGCAUUAGUGGACGACUGGUGCUGCCACCCGGAUCCCUUCGCCAACAGGAAGCUGCUCCCGCGAGACGGAGACUGUCUGCUCGGGGACACGUUUCUUCUGCUGGCUCGGGACAGCAGCUGUGAGCAGACCCUCGUACGGGAAGAGAGCACGCUUCAGAAAGCCUCUGCAGAGCAUGGGCGCAGCAGCAAGCGUGUGAUGGUGUCCUGCAGGAGCUGCUCUGCGGUGCUGGGACAGGAAGUGACCGCAGAGGUGCUGAAGAUUUACAUAACUGAAAUAUUAGUAAAGCCACGUGAAGAUGGAAAGUGUGAUCUAACACGGCUCAGUUUAGUGUCCCAGCCUAAUUCAGAAAGGCAGAGAUUCCUGGAGCGAACGCUAGCGUCCCGGCUGGUCGAGCUGUCAUCCGCACAGAAUACAUUUCGCUUUUCCAUCCAGAACCCAGAUGACAGAGCUGUGAUUUUGCUGUGGCUUCUGAACACGGACACCCUGGUCGCCUCAUUUCCAGGGGGCGACAGCUUCAUAUCCGCAGACAAGGAUCAUCCCGGAGAGCAUCAGUCAUGUCGGGCCGCUCAAGCAGUCAAAGUGCUGUACAUCCUCUGCUCUGACAGCAAACUCCAAGAAAAUGUUUAAAAUACCAGAAAGAAGUAUUAAUAAUAAACUGAAGGAAGUACAGCUGUAAAAAGUGUUGAUCUGUAAAUGCACAAGCUGAGAGAAGUGCUCUGAUCCCUCCUGGAGAUGUGUAAUGUUCCCAUGCUAAGAGCUUGAGGAUGCUGUGAUCACAGAGGGAUUGUGGGUGUGCGCUCUGCACUUCACUGUGUGUCUGACACCAGAAGGUCGUCACGACUCUCUACUCCUCUUACCUCGUCUCGCUCACCUUUAUUUCAAGUGUACAUUAAUUCUGCUGUUUUCCUUCCCUGCGCUGAAUCGUCUCUCCUCCUCGCUGUAAGUAGAGGUGCGGAUCAAACAUGAUUCAUGAUGCUCAUAUACAGGCCCCGAGCCUUUAUGCUAAAUAGACGAUAGUCUUACAGGAACCAGACUUUUGACUGCUUACAUAAUGUCUGCUCGGCGUUGCAGUUCAGUCUGACCAGAAGCUGCUCAUUUAGACAGCAAGUGACUGACUGAUGUACAAAAAUGAACUAAUAGAGCAUUUUUAUGCCAUAUUAAUGGUAUAUAAUCCAGCAAUAAAUAACACCAACCUGCAUCAUAUUUGCUGAAUGAAUUUUAAAAUCCAAACAUAGUUUCUGUUUUGCUAAAGCAAGUCGCACUUUCACAGAAAACAUGAUGCAUUUCGUAGCAUUUUUGACAGUCAUUUGUAAGGUGAAGUCUUGUAUUCUACCUUAAUCAGCAGAAAGAACGGCUACAAAGACAUGGUUCCUGUCUUCAUCUAAACCAGAAUACUGCCCAUUUUCACAUGUCAGGAUUAGGAAUGAAAUAAUACCAUGUUAUAUGCUUAAUCCUGGUUUCAAAACUCAAACGUUGGCCAGUGACAGAAGAAAAUGCACAAAUGAGCCAGAUGUGUUCUGCUGCAUCUGCAUGACAGAAAAUUAUAUAUUUUGUGGACCAAAAGCUUAUUUUGAAAAGUUGAAUAAUAUAUUUUUAAAUACUUAUUUUUGGUUUUGAUAUUUUUGAACCAUGUUAAAGCUAAUGAAUGUAAUUAUAAAAUAUGUUCAUUCUUAUUUUGUGAAAAACUGUACACGAUUGAAAGUUGUUAUCAUCAGUAUAAUCAAACGUGAUAAUAUCAGGCCUUUUUUUGGAACUCAGCAGAAUUUCUGUUUUUUAAGAUGCAAAACAUCCAGUAAAUUAAAUAUGUAACACUUAGCAUGCGCAUUACUAGCAUAUAGACUAUUUGUAAGUACUUAUAAAGCACAUAUUAAUGCCUUAUUCUGCACAACCAUAUUUUAGAUCUCUUUAUCUCUUUAUUUUACAAAUUAAGCAGCAAAUUAAGAGUUUAUUAAAGCAAAAGUCAUAGUUAAGUUAAUAGUGAGCACUGGUCCCCAAUCUAAAGUGGGACCUGAAACACACAUAUGAGCACAGUGAGUUGAACAGUGUAAAUAUAAAGCAAGUUGCAACAUUGGACAGCAACCACAAACGACCUACAGUCACAUAACGUCUGUUCAGGAUGUCAGCAGUACAUCACAACACAACAAACACUAAAUUACCCCCAUUAUAAUCAGCAGAGCUCUUUACGCUCAUCCGUGACACAGCUUGGCGGUUAAGUUCAAGUUUGCUGAUUGCUGUCAGGUUUUUAAAGCUAAUUGGUGUCGGAUUAUGAACUAUAUAACAUCAGAAGUAAAGCAGAAUCACUACUUUCUGACAAACAUCGCACAGUUUCCACUAUAGCUUUCACUGUUAUGUAUUUAAAUAUUUAAGUUACUCUAACCGUGAAAGAUUUAAUGCUAUGGACCUUGGGAAAUUUGGGAAAUUUAAUGACUAGUUGUUCAUUGUAAUUAGCCUGGGAAAUUUUGAAGUUAAUAUGAAAUGGAAAUUCACUAAAUUCACUAUAUUAUCUCUGUAUGCUGUUGCAUGCUGUUGUAAACAGUUAAUCUGUGCAUGUAAAUUUUAAUUCAUGUGAAAUGGCAGGCUUCUCUCUAGUGAAGACUAUGGGACAUAUCCAAUAAUUUAGUGCACUUUGACUCCGCCCCUUUCUUACAGUUGACUUCAAGCUCGUCAUCCAAUCAACAAACAGUGCACGGUUGAGGCUUAGUUUGCUAGUUGUUUUCCUUACAGGUGAUUUAACUUAUGUUUAUUUUAUUUUUCCUGUCCUUCCAGUGUGAUUUUUCAUCACUUCUGUGCCAUGACUGAGCCUGGACCUUUAUAAAUUAUGAUCCAAGCUAGAAAUAGAAAUUUGUCCUUUGGUGUGAACACUGCUCUGUUCAGAUAUUUUGGGGGAAACCUUGUCAUUGUUUGGCUUCAGAUAUUUACCAUCGAAGAAGCUGUCCAAAUUCUUCAUCAGAUUUGGAGAAAUGUAGCAUUGCAUCAAUGGAUGCUCUGGAGUGAAUGGGUGCCGUCAGAAUCCAAACAGCUGAUAAAAACAUCACAAUAAUCCACCGCACUGGAUCCUCCAGUUAACAUCUGGAGAAGACAAAAGCUGCAUGUUCGUAAGAAACCAAUCCAUCAUCAGGAUGUUUUAACUUCAAUCCGUCUCUAAUAUCCUAAUAAGUUUCCUCCAGUGAAUAAGUCCAUGUUGUGAUCAAACAUCAAAAUCCACCCAGCAUAUUUGUUUAGAGCUGUUUUGGACUGUUUUUGCUUGUAAAAGUCCUUGGUCUGUGCAGAUUUCUCUCAGGAAGGGAACCGAGAACUUGAUUUAGCCAGAAGCAUUUUAAUUUAAGCUCAUUUCCAUUUUUGGGAGAACUAAUCCUUUAAGAGAUGACUGACUUAAAUCAUGAAGAUCUUGUAAACGAGCAACCGUUUCAUUGGAGGCACAGUCUUAGCUCAGACUUCCCAUUGCACUUUGAAGUAGAACAUUGUGUCUGAUAUCAAAAGUACUCAUCAGAAUUAAUUACUGUUGUGUAAUUGACCAACUGACAGUAAAGAGUGUCUGACUGAGGGAAAACGCUGCUUGUGGUAGUGUAAGAUGCUUGUCUCUCUGGGCUUCUCCAGCGUUUGUGCUGCAUGUGCGCUUUCUGUGGAGUCGCAGCACAGAUGGGUAAAUGUCAGUGAAGUGUCCUGAAUAGAUCAUCUCCAUAAUGUGUGUCAGGACAUAAGUCUCUCCGUUUCUCCGCUCGCUCGGCUGUCUGCAGUGCAGCGUAUUGACAGAUUACUGUGACAUGAUUAAUACAGUAAUGUUUCAAACUGUCAGUUCGGGUCCAGCUGCUUCUGCGGGUGCAGAGUUGUGGCACAGAGGAAGUAACGCUUUCUGUUUGCACCUUCAGUCCGUGUUCCUGAGAAUAUUUGUUCUAGCUCACCAAAACCUAAUUUUAUUGGUUCAGAGGCUUUAGCUGCCUGAACAGAAACACCAGAGCUGUUCACUGUGCCAUUUGGGCAAAGAAAAUGUCAACUAAUAUAAUACAGAACAGUUUAUUCCUUUAUUAAAGGGUUAGUUCAUCCAAAAAUCUAAAUUAUGUCAUUAAUGACUCACCCUCAUGUCGUUCCAAACAUGUAAGUCCUCCACAGUUUAAGAUAUUUUAGAUUUAGUCCGAGAGCUUUCUGUCCCUCCAUUGAAGCUGUGUGUACGGUCUACUGUCCAUGUCCAGAAAGGUAAGAAAAACAUCAUCAAAGUAGUCCAUGUGACAAUUUUUUGAAGCAUCGAAAAUACAUUUUGGUCCAAAAAUAGCAAAAACUAUGACUUUAUUCAGCAUUGUCUUCUCUUCUGUGUCUGUGUGAGAGAGAGUUCAAAUCAAAGCAGUCUGGAUAUCCGGUUCAUGAACGAAUCAUUCGAUGUAACCGGAUCUUUUUGAACCAGUUCACCAAAUCAAACUAAAUCAUUUUAAACGGUUUGCGUCUCUAAUACGCAUUAAUCCACAAAUGACUUAAGCUGUUAACUUUUUUAAUGUCAUACAAAAUCAUGUUAUUGUUUAUUUAGUACUGACAUGAAUAAGAUAUUUCACAUAAAGAUGUUUACAAAUAGUCCACAAGGUAAAAUAAUAAUUAAAUUUAUUAAAAAAAUGACCCCAUUCAAAAAGUUGAUUCUUAACAGUGUGUUGUUACCUGAAUGAUCCACAGCGGGGUUUUUUUGUUUCGUUUGUUUAGUACCUUUUUGUCAGUUAAACUGUCUGCUGUUCUUCAGAAAAAUCCUUCAGCUCCCACAAAAAUCUUAGUUUUUCCUGCAUUUUUGUGUAUUUGAACCCUUUCCAACAAUGACUGUAUGAUUUUGAUCAUACAGAAUGAGUUUUUUUGAGAAAGUAAAAAUGCACAAAGUUUCCUGUGAGGGUUAGGGUUAGGUGUAGGGUUGGUGAAGGGACAUAGAAUAUACAGUUUGUAUAGUAUAAAAACCAUUACACCUAUGGGAUGAACACACUUUACACAAAAACAAACGUGUGUGUGUGUGUGUGUGUGUGUGUAAUUAAUAUUGUUUAUACGAUAUGCAUUUGUUUUUUAUUUAUUCCUUUUUUUAUAUAAAAUAUAAAUAAAUGAUCCAAUGGUGCCUAAAAAUUUGAAACCAGUUUGAAAAUGUGGAUUUUUCUUCUUCUUUAAACUUGAAAAUAAACAACAGGUAAAUAAAAACGAUUUAAGAUGGUGGACUAUUUCAGAUCACUAAUUGAGUAAUAAUAAGUGAAUUAGUGAUAUUGCUAAUUUUACUGUUCUGAUGAUAAUGCAAGUGAAACCCUCUCUUUGUUUGUUUCCUAAAAAUCCAUGUACAUGUAAAUGGCCUCCAGCUUCAUUCAGCUCAGAUUUGAGAAAUGAUUCUGGCAAGAGCAGUAUGAGAAAUGUGUGCCUUCAUUUCCCUCUCUCAUUCAUCUU
This is a messenger RNA of Carassius gibelio (silver crucian carp), 5935 nucleotides long. It is a transcript of the gene ube3d, whose product is annotated as ubiquitin protein ligase E3D. The coding region runs from base 125 to 1165 and encodes 346 amino acids. The transcript is spliced from 9 exons. Lineage: Eukaryota; Metazoa; Chordata; Actinopteri; Cypriniformes; Cyprinidae. The record is from RefSeq and is a predicted model, not a curated record. Gene Ontology annotation, cellular component: nucleus; ubiquitin ligase complex; cytosol. Gene Ontology annotation, biological process: protein monoubiquitination; protein polyubiquitination; proteasome-mediated ubiquitin-dependent protein catabolic process. Gene Ontology annotation, molecular function: ubiquitin conjugating enzyme binding; cyclin binding; ubiquitin protein ligase activity.